AUGCAUUGCCUCUGGCACAUCAUCAAAGUCGUGGACGUUGCCGAAUUGAACUGCGACUGCCAGCGCCAGGCGGCUCUCGCCGCUCGCGCCGCUCGGAGACGGCCCGCCUGCGUCGUUGGCGGGGCCGGCGCUGGCAUGGAGACAAGGCGUCCGCAGGGGGACGUUCGCUCAUUGACCUGCGCGGGCAUCCUCAUGUCGUAUAUUCGAUUCGUGCAUUGCAAUCCGCAGAGUUUCAGUUCUCAGGGUCGUCAAGAGGAGGUAAUAUUGCACACGGCUAAGUCUUUCCACAUGCGAGUUUCCGUGGGCACGUAG
This is a messenger RNA of Prorocentrum cordatum, 312 nucleotides long. Lineage: Eukaryota; Dinophyceae; Prorocentrales; Prorocentraceae. The record is from the annotation of a GenBank genome assembly.